Messenger RNA from Epinephelus moara (kelp grouper), 3199 nucleotides. RefSeq names its product gastrula zinc finger protein XlCGF17.1-like. Gene Ontology annotation, molecular function: DNA-binding transcription factor activity, RNA polymerase II-specific; RNA polymerase II cis-regulatory region sequence-specific DNA binding. The record is from RefSeq and is a predicted model, not a curated record. The transcript has 6 exons. Gene Ontology annotation, cellular component: nucleus. Gene Ontology annotation, biological process: regulation of transcription by RNA polymerase II. Lineage: Eukaryota; Metazoa; Chordata; Actinopteri; Perciformes; Serranidae. Bases 994 to 2004 code for a protein of 336 amino acids.
CCUAACUCGAAUUUUACGCCUUCUGGCCCUCCUCCUCCGCCCUGUGAUGAUGGUGAUGAUGGUACACUGUUUUCAGAGAGUAAGUGGAGUGGAGGAAAGAGAAAUGCACUUAUGUCGAAGAUGCUCCAUCAGGUCUGGGUAUCGUCUAAAAACAAUAAAACUCAUUAUCGGCGGUAAUUGUAAGCACAAAACGUGAGGUUGGCAGCAGGAAAUUCGUGACUAGUCUACAGACACAUUCAGAGAAACAUGCAGUCAACUCUCCAGCAGCAGCAGCAGCAGCUCGGGCACCCGGCCCAAAGCUCUGUGUAUCCUGGUAAGUAUUUACCAUUUAAAAGUUUUAGUUUAAGAGUUAAAUAAGAGAAUGCGAUUCUCUCUCUCUUUCUCUCAAGUGACUGCGGAGGAACUUACAGACAUAAAAUGUACACAGUCGGACUACGGUAUGUUUUAAUGUUUUUUCUUUUUUAAUCGACGUAUGUUUGAGUAAAGCACUAGGCUACCAUUUUUACAGCUGAUAAAGAGUAAAAAAAAGUGAAUUAUUUACAGCGUUCGUAAUUUGUCAUCUUCACUGACAGCUACUUCAUACUUUAAUUUGAUAUGCCUGUCCUGUAUGGUUGUAUUAACUAUUUUUUGUACCCAGAUGCCAGAAGCACAGGAGUCAGAGGACGAGGUCGGUGGGACAUCCCUGCAACAAUGUGCCUCCACAGUGAAGUAGGAAGAAGUCGACGGUGCUCACAGAUGGCCGAUAUCUAAGAACAGAUGUUGACGGAUCUCAACAGACACACAGCUUCUUAGGGAUUUUCUGUUUGUUUUCCAAAAUCGUAAUUUGUGAGUUUUCUUUUCAGCCAAGUGGAAAUCAACUCUUACCGGCGUGGAAUGUGUUAGUUACAGUAACUAAGAGGGGCGGGGCUUAUAACAGGAAGGCUUCUUAAGACUCAGCCCAGGACAUCAGAAUCCAUGAGAGAGGAGGAGCAGGAGGAGCAGUAGAGGAGCGGAAUGGAGGAGGACAAGCAGAACCCGGAGCACCGGAGCAACAAGGUCCCCAGAAGACAAGCAGCAGGCUCGUCCUCUGAUAGCAACGAUGUUGAGCGUCUCCUGAGACAGGGAUCAGACCCACCAAACGUGGAUCAUAACGGGACCACCGUGGCUAACCUGCAGAACAUGGUCAACAGCUACUUCCACAGACUGUGUGUGCCACACCAGCCGAGGACAGACUCGUCCACUGAGAAACAGAGUGGAAGAGAGGAACCCAAACGCUUCUGCUGUCAGUACUGUGACGAAUCCUUCUCAUGCCGCCAGUACUUAAAGGCUCAUGAAAGAACUCACACAGGAGAGAAACCAUACAGCUGUGGCGAGUGUGGGAAAGCUUUUAGUCUAAAACGCUACCUAAGACUCCAUCAGCGCAUUCACACAGGAGAGAAACCAUACAGCUGUGGUGAGUGUGGGAAAGCUUUUUCAGCAAAGCAAGGCCUAAAAAGCCAUCAACGCCUUCACACUGGAGAGAGGCCGUACAGCUGUGGCGACUGUGGGAAAGCUUUUCUGACCAAUCAACAGUUAACGAUCCACUGGCGUACUCACACAGGAGAGAAACCAUACAGCUGUGGUGAGUGUGGGAAAGCUUUUUCAGCAAAGCAAGGCCUAAAAAUCCAUCAACGCCUUCACACUGGAGAGAGGCCAUACAGCUGUGACGACUGUGGGAAAGCUUUUCUGACCAAUCAACAGUUAACGAUCCACCGGCGUAUUCACACAGGAGAGAAACCAUACAGCUGUGAUCAGUGUGGGAAAGCAUUCGCCAGCAGCAUGAGCCUAGAAGUUCACAGACGUGUUCAUGCUGGAGAGAAACCUUACUGGUGCGACUUCUGUGGGAAAAGGUUCACCACCCAAAGUCAAGUAGAUGUCCACCGACGUAGUCACACCGGAGAGAAACCGUACUGUUGUGACAAAUGUGGGAAAAGUUUCUCUCAGAAUAUUCAACUUAAAACACACCAGCGCACCCACACUGCGUAGUUCUCAUUGUCCUUCAUUGUGCAGAUACAGCGCCAACAGCUGCUCUUUCUGUCUCUCUUUUUGUUAAUGUUCCCAACAAUAUUUUGUUAUUCUCUGCUACUUACCAAAACAAGGAAAGUUGACGCUGUCGUGUUGUAGCAUUGUGCCCUGACCCUCAGUCAUUUUACAGAUGUCUGUCCCCCCACAGGUAUGCAUUAUGUAACACAACGUGACCCUACAUCGAUAUAAACAGUGUUGUCUAACUUUGUAUCUUGCUUAAAAAUAUAUUGAUCUAUCAUACAGUCGUUAUAUCGCCCAGUAGAGAGAUAAAUGUGUUAUGAGAUAUUGUUAAUGCUUCUCUGCAUUUAUUGCUCUGUUUUGAUUCUGUUCCUGCAUUAUGUGAUGUUCCUCCGUCAGAUAUGUGACUUAAUUUCUUUGUAAUUCAAAUGUGAACCAUGAACACUGCUACUUUUACUACAUUCAUUUACAUUUGUUUAAAAACUAUCAUUACAAAAGCUAAAACAUAGGUUGCCUGCUGCUGAAAAUGUCCAGCCCAUCAACAGUUUCUGGUUUUAAAAUCUGGCUGGAUUGAAUUUAUACUUAAACAGCUCUGGUCUGGAGUAUUUAAUUUGAUGGCUGCAAAGUGAACUUUGGCAUGUUGUUUUGGGCGUGGCUCAUCUCUGAAGCUUUAAAUAAUGCUAUCUUGUUUUCCCAAACAUACUGUGAAGCUGGCCUUUCUUGGGAGUGGAAAGAGUGGGGAGUCAGUUAACUUCUAUGCCCUUGAAAAUAGUAUCAUUCGAUUUUUUUUUGAGGUAUUGUUUCACAGUUGGAAAUUUAAGUAUUGUGACAACACUGUCUCAGAUCCGAGCUAGCUGUUUCCUCCUGCCUUCUCUUCAUGCUCCGUUACCUGUGUUGCUAUAGUCUGAGCUUCUCUCCACAUUGAAAGCUGACGAACAGUAACUUUAUGUUCUAUCGUGGCUACGACUAGACCUGCCCCCAUCAUCACACACUACGUGGUAGUGUUAUUAUGACACUGGAAUUUCUGACUGGAAUUUGUUUGUUUUGUUGUUUUUACAUGGGACUGUGAGGGUGGAGAGAAGAGAUGAGAGGAAUUGCUGAUAACAAUCAGUGCACUGUUAUUUCUGUAUGUUCACCCAUUGGUGAUUGUUUAUUUUUUUCAAUCAUCCUUUUACUCCAGAAGAGUGUACAAUUAUCA